UCAAAAUGUGGCAGAUGGUGUAGCCUGCUUUGCUUGGCGCUGAAUAGAUCAGAUUGUUCAAUAGUUCUUAAGAAGAAGGGUGCAGGCGUGCGAGGCACGGAAUACGAUGCCGGCGUAGCUGUUAGGUUAAGCUUUAUCCAAUGUUUUAGCGCGCAUCGUUUCCUCAAAGAUGCCUUCGUCGCCCAAGCGCAGGAAGGAACGCGAACGUCCCAGACGCCGAAAGCGUUCCAGGGACCGGAGCGACAGAGAUCGAUCCGGGGGGCGUGACCGCAAACGUUCAGCCGAACGGGAAAGAGAUCGAGACCGGGACCGGGAUCGAAGCAGAAGGAAAUCGCGAUCCAGAUCCAGAUCGCGUUCGAGAUCGAGGUCAUACGAACGAAAUCUGGAUAAACCCACCGCUUCCUCGUCACGUCGUACUGCCCAAAUGAAACCCAUGGUACCUGAAUCUGAACUGGAGGGUAAAACGCCGGAAGAGCAGGAGAUGCUCAAGACGAUGGGCUUCUGUGGGUUCGAUACAACGAAAGGCAAAAAGGUGGAGGGCAACGAUGUCGGUGAAGUGCACGUCAUAUUGAAGCGCAAAUAUCGACAGUACAUGAACCGGAAGGGAGGCUUUAAUCGACCGCUGGACUUUGUUGCCUAAGCACAACGUUCAGGAUGGGAACGAUGGCGCGAAACAUUUGGGCGUAGUCAAGGGCAGGAAGUCACCGUUAGCUGACAAUCCGGAUGGAUCGUGCUCUCAUAUCCGCAGCCGAGGCAGCCUUCGGGUUUGCUGUUACAAACCCUUUCUUCUUUGCAAACUAUUUUCAUUUUCCGUUUGCCAUUCUGCUGCUACAGGCAACCCCGUAGUGGGGGUUUCUCCGUCGUACGGGUCAGACUAAUCAUUUCAUCAUUACAGUUAACGUUUUUCUUUGCAUCAUUUCUUACACUCUACAUACGUUUAACCAUCAUGAUGGUAUAUUUAAAUGUUUCCCCGAUCACCGCAAACAGCCUUGCGUGCCUGCGACCGUUCGCAAUGGUUUUGGGUACGUGUACACCUCCAUAACCGAACAAUAGUCAACCAACUAAUCACCUCACACCACAAACAAACAACCACACACCAACAACUGCAACGGGUUCCAUAUUACCGCAAUAGUUAAUUUUCAUAUACACCAUAUACAAAAUUUACCACACAAUGCAAUAGCCAAAACGCUACAUCGUGCCACCGCGGGGAGUAAACUGUCGGUCAAUUGCAGAUGAGCUUCGCCACGGAUGUGCGACAGCAACUUGUGACACGUGAACUGCAUGCCCAACCGACUUGAUGAAGCCCAUUGUGCCUUUUCUAAUAGCGAACAGAUGGGUAUGCAUAACCGAAACGUUGAUGAAAACGAAAACAGAGUUAAGUACUUUUAGUACCAGAUAACAAAUUUCUUACCCUCCUUGGAAGCAUCGGGUGGCGCACACCCCCCAGUAUGCCAAGUUUCUGUCGCACAUCACACGCAUUACGAGCACUGUUAUUACGUUUGCCCUGCUGCACCGCGCUACCGAGAAGACUUCCCUGCGCGUGAGCACCAUGUAGCGCCCUUAAUAUACCUCACAAACAAAACAAGGAAAAACCACACCUACACUCACAUCAAACCAUACAAAAAACAAUAGAUACAAAUACCAGCAAAUUUAAAUAUACCUCAUAACUGUAGUCUAUAAGCAUUAUAGAUAGAUUUACUGUGCUGUAUCACAAUUCUUGAGCGAGUUUGUUCUCGUUUGUUCUUUCUGUUUCUCACACUUUUGUAACAUCAUUUAAGAGACGUACUGUAACAGGUUCAAAUACAAAGAAGAAAUAAAGGGAAAGUUUCGCGUUUUUUUAUAUA
Molecule: messenger RNA, 1844 nt
Organism: Anopheles stephensi (Asian malaria mosquito)
Lineage: Eukaryota; Metazoa; Arthropoda; Insecta; Diptera; Culicidae
Product: U4/U6.U5 small nuclear ribonucleoprotein 27 kDa protein-like
Exons: 4
Coding region: 170-640 (156 amino acids)
Biological process (GO): RNA splicing
Cellular component (GO): precatalytic spliceosome
Source: RefSeq, a predicted model, not a curated record